Molecule: messenger RNA, 738 nt
Organism: Cynocephalus volans (Philippine flying lemur)
Lineage: Eukaryota; Metazoa; Chordata; Mammalia; Dermoptera; Cynocephalidae
Gene: TIGIT
Product: T cell immunoreceptor with Ig and ITIM domains
Exons: 4
Coding region: 1-738 (245 amino acids)
Biological process (GO): negative regulation of T cell activation; negative regulation of interleukin-12 production; positive regulation of interleukin-10 production
Cellular component (GO): cell surface
Molecular function (GO): signaling receptor binding
Source: RefSeq, a predicted model, not a curated record
AUGCAUUGGUGUCUCCUCCUGAUCUGGGCCCAGGGGCUGAGGCAGGCCCCCCUCCCCGCCUCAGGAGCCAUGACGGGCACAGUAGUCACAAAGGGGAACAUUUCUGCAGAGGAAGGUGGCUCUGUCAUCUUACAAUGCCACCUCUCCUCCAGCACAGCUGAAGUGACCCAGGUCCACUGGGAGCAGCAGGACCAACUUGUGGCCAUUUGUCAUGCUGAGUUAGGGUGGUACAUCUACCCAGCCUUCAGGGAGCGAGUGUCUCCGGGCCCCAGCCUGGGCCUCACCCUCCAGUCGCUGACCAUAAACGACACUGGGGAGUACUUCUGCAUCUAUUAUACCUUCCCUGAUGGGAUUUACAGAGGGAGAAUCUUUCUGGAGGUCCUAGGAAGCUCAGUGGCUGAGCACAGCACCAGCUUCCGGAUCCCAUUGUUUGGAGCCAUGGCCACACUGCUGGUGGUCAUCUGCACAGCAGUCAUCGGGGUGGUCGCACUGGCUAGAAAGAAGAAAUCUCCCAGCAUCCAUUCUGCAGAAAGUGGCCUCCGGAGAAGUCCAGUUGAAGAGGAGGAAAGGAGUCCCAGCGUUCCCCCAGCCUCUGGAAGCUGUGUGCAGGCAGGAGCUGCCCCCGCUGGCUGCUGCAGGGAGCAGAGGGGAGAGGACUAUGCUGAGCCCCACGACUACUUUAACGUCCUGAGUUAUAGAAGCCUGGGGAGCUUCAGCUUCCCCCCAGAGACUGGUUAG